Topomyia yanbarensis is the source of this 1059-nucleotide messenger RNA. RefSeq lists its product as uncharacterized. Bases 1 to 1059 code for a protein of 352 amino acids. Lineage: Eukaryota; Metazoa; Arthropoda; Insecta; Diptera; Culicidae. The record is from RefSeq and is a predicted model, not a curated record. The transcript has a single exon.
AUGCAAUGGCUUGCAUUCCAUGAUACAUUCUUGGCGCUCAUUCAUUUAAAUCUGGAGGUCCCGGAUAUUCAAAAAUUUCACUAUUUGCGGGCAGCUGUCAAGGGAGAAGCUGUUCAGUUGAUCGAGUCGAUUGGUAUCAGUUCCUUUAACUACGUUUUGGCUUGGCAGACAUUGGAGAAUCGGUAUUCGAAUGACUACUUGCUAAAGAAGCGGCAUGUGCAGGCACUCUUCGAUGAUUCACUGAAGGCAUGGGAGGACCAUGCGUCGACGGUAGCGAAUCCGGACUACGCCUGUCUCAUCGAGUUUCUGCAGCGGAGAACACGAGUGCUAGAAUCCAUCUCUGUGAACCAUCAUACAGUAGAAUCAGCGUCAACUUCUGGUAUUUCAGCUCAUCCACCAAAGAAGAAUCAUCUCCACUCUCAGUUCCGCUUUACUUCGUGUGCAUCGACUGCAAGUUUAGGUGAAAAGUGCAUCGCCUGCAACCAGUCGCAUUCCGUGACGAAGUGUCAGAAAUUCAAUCGGAUUUCACCGAGUGAACGUCAGCAGCUUGUGAAUUCCAAACGCCUUUGUCACAACUGCUUGAAGGGUGAUCAUUUUGUCCGCAAUUGUCCUUCAAAUUUCAGCUGUCGGAAGUGCAAUCGACGUCACCAUACGCUUCUUCAUUCCGGGCAGAGCGAUGGUUCCCGAAAAAACGUUAGCGAAGGAGCUUCCUCUAGUCCUGGUGCAAUCGCUUCGACUACGCCAUUUAGUGGAUCUUCUGUGGUCGAGUCAUCUACGCAAUUUACGGUGGCUGCUACUGAGAAUGUUCCUGUGGACGAAGUUAGUUCUGCUCUACAACAUCCUCGCGAAGACGUCUUUCUUCUCACUGUCAUUGUGAUGGUCAUCGACACCUACGGUGUGGAACAUCUAGCUCGUGCACUUCUGGACAGUGCAUCUCAGCCGAAUCUCAUCACGGAUCGCAUGGCGCAAAUUCUACGAUUGCGGCGACAACCCGUAAAUGUUACGGUACAGGGAGCCGGCAAGCUAUCUAAGCCGGCACAUGAAUCGGUGUUCGCAUAG